ACUUCCCCACCACCGUCUCUCUUCUCUCUCUCUGCGCAGAGAAACUUUGCAAUUUGCAGCUCAUUCAUUCAUUUACCCAAUCUUCUUCUUCUUCUUCUUCUUCUUCUUCUUCUUCUUCCUCUUCCUCUUAGCUCCCAAAAAACAACAUCUACACAAUAUAACAAAGUGAAAGAGAUCCUUAUCCUUUUCAGAUUCAUUCGAAAACAGAGGCCUUUUUUAAAAAAAACUUUCAUCAUAGGUUGUGGUUUUGGUGCAAAUAAAGAAAUGGGAAGCAAAUGGCGAAAAGCAAAGUUGGCUUUAGGUCUCAAUUUAUGUCUCUACGUUCCCAAAACGCUUGAUGAUUCUUCUUCUCCUUCUAGAAGAUCAGAAGACGACGCCGCCGUUUCACUUUCUCCUGUUAUGGUCCCGACACCCACUACGCCGACUCCUUCGUCCUCUGGUCUCCGAUUGCCUCGCUCCAUUAGCAAAUCCUCUUCAAAGAAAACUUGUGCGAUAUGUUUGACGGCGAUGAAAGCGGGGCAAGGCCACGCAAUCUUUACAGCAGAAUGCUCUCAUUCGUUUCAUUUCCAGUGCAUCACUACGAAUGUCAAACACGGGAACCAGAUUUGUCCUGUUUGUCGCGCUAAAUGGAAUGAGAUCCCUCUCCAGAGCUCUAAUGCUAAGUCCAAAACUGGUGUCAAACCGGUAAGUCGACCUAGGGACGAUGCCUGGAUGACAAUCCCUCCGCGGAGGUCGUCCCCGAUUCAGUCUUCUUCACGGCCUGACAAUCUAAGGGUCUCCUCGAUCUUUAACACCGAGCCUGCGGUUUUUAAUGAUGAUGAGACUCUGGAACAUCAAGACCAUUCUGCUGAAUCUGGUUUGGAGAAAUCUAAACAUGGUGUUAGUGGGACAUUGGAAGUUAAAACAUACCCAGAGAUUUCAGAAGUAGCGAGAUCGGUUUCGUUUAAGGAUUUUGCUGUACUGAUCAAUCUAAAAGCUCCUUCAAAGUCGUCUUCAAAUUCAUCUUCUUCUCGGGCUCCUGUGGAUCUAGUCACGGUUCUUGAUGUGAGCGGAAGCAUGGCGGGAACAAAACUGGCGUUGCUGAAACGAGCUAUGGGUUUUGUGAUUCAGAAUCUUGGCCCGUUUGACCGUCUCUCGGUUGUAUCAUUCUCCUCCACAGCACGCCGUAAUUUCCCUCUCCGUCUCAUGACUGAGACUGGCAAACAAGAGGCAUUGCAAGCAGUUAAUUCGUUGGUCUCAAACGGAGGGACUAACAUUGCAGAGGGAUUGAAGAAAGGUGCUAGAGUUUUGAUCGACCGUAGAUUCAAGAACCCGGUAUCGAGCAUCGUGCUCUUGUCUGAUGGUCAGGAUACAUAUACCAUGACUAGUCCCACUGGUUCCAGAGGGACGGAUUACAAAGCCCUUCUUCCUAAAGAGAUCAACGGAAACCGGAUCCCAGUUCACGCAUUCGGGUUUGGUACGGACCAUGAUGCUUCAUCGAUGCAUUCCAUUGCAGAAAACUCCGGAGGUACAUUUUCUUUCAUAGAGUCUGAGAUGGUUAUACAAGAUGCAUUCGCGCAGUGUAUUGGAGGUCUCCUCAGCGUUGUGGUUCAAGAGCUAUGCGUUAUGAUCGAGUGCGUUCAUACUCUGUUGAGGAUUGGAUCGGUUAAAGCUGGAAGUUACCAGUUUGAUAGAGGUCCGAAUUCGAGAACAGGAUCUAUCGCAGUCGGGGAUCUCUAUGCAGAGGAAGAGAGGAAUUUCUUGGUGAAUCUUGAUAUCCCCAGUGUUGGUGGAGUUUCUGAUCUAAUGUCGUUACUCAAGGUUCGAUGCGUUUACAGAGACCCAGUAACAAAAGAGACCGUUGAUUUGAAUAAUUCCGGUGAAGUACAGAUUCUCAGGCCGAUUGCGAUGGCUGACCGAAGACCUGUGGUGUCAGUUGAAGUUGACAGACAGAGAAUCAGAAUACGUGCAGCGGAAGCCAUCUCCGAAGCUAGAGUAUUAGCCGAACGCGGUGAUUUGACUGAAGCUGUGUCGGUUCUUGAGACAUGCCGUGGGGUACUGACGGAGUCUGUGUCAGGUCGAGCGGAAGAUCCAUCGUGUGUCACACUGUGUGCAGAGCUAAAGGAGACGCAAGAGAGAAUGGCGAGCCGUCAAGUCUACGAGUCUUCGGGUAGGGCUUACGUACUCGCGGGUCUGAGCUCGCACUCGUGGCAGCGAGCUACAGCAAGAGGCGACAUGAGUGAUUCAACGACGAUAUCUUACCAGACGCAAUCAAUGGUGGAUAUGGUGAAUCUAUCUCAGACAAUGACAUUCGGAAUGCCUAUCGCUAGCUCUAAUUCGAGUCCAUCGACGCGGAGGAAACUACGGCAAGCUCUCAGUUUCCCAGCGAGGCCAAAGCCAAGGUGAUCGCUGGAGGAAGGAUAUAAAACGGGGAUUUUGACAUUUAUGGAUUUUUCAAAAUUUCCCCGCGUUAUUUUGUUUUCUGCUUUUUCUCUUUUAGAACGUUUUGUUUAUCUUCAAUUGGGAAGGGUAGUUUACGUUUAA
Capsella rubella is the source of this 2523-nucleotide messenger RNA. RefSeq lists its product as uncharacterized. NCBI's taxonomy places the organism in Eukaryota, Viridiplantae, Streptophyta, Magnoliopsida, Brassicales, Brassicaceae. The transcript is spliced from 2 exons. The coding region runs from base 265 to 2385 and encodes 706 amino acids. The record is from RefSeq and is a predicted model, not a curated record.